Prunus armeniaca (apricot) is the source of this 1059-nucleotide messenger RNA. The record is from the annotation of a GenBank genome assembly. Lineage: Eukaryota; Viridiplantae; Streptophyta; Magnoliopsida; Rosales; Rosaceae.
AUGGCAGCAAAAACCUCCAUUGCUAAAACAAUAACUAAGCUUUAUUGUAGUGGGUCCCCUUCUUCUUUCUCCAAACAUUUGGUCCCACUACCACCACCGUCACUCUCAUUAUCUCCUUCCUUCUUCAGCUCCUCGCCUGCUGUUUCCUCAGUACCCGAGUCUCAAUCAACGCUCUCUUCCCAAGCUCCAGAGAGGGAAAGGUCGAGAUGGUCCAAAUGGCUGCUGUUUCUUCCUGGAGCUGUCUCUUUUGGCCUUGGCACUUGGCAGAUCUUCAGAAGGCAAGAGAAGAUAAAAAUGUUAGAUUACAGACAGAAGAGGUUGGAAAUGGAACCUGUAAACUUCAACAAUGUCUCACUGUCAAGUGAAGAAUUGGAUCAUUUGGAGUUUAGGAGGGUGAUAUGCAAAGGAUAUUUUGAUGAGGAAAGGUCAAUCUAUGUGGGCCCUCGUUCAAGAAGCAUUUCCGGAGUCACUGAAAAUGGCUACUAUGUCAUCACACCUCUUGUGCCGGUCUCUGACAAACCUGAGCGUGUGCAGCCACCAAUUUUAGUCAACAGAGGAUGGGUACCCCGAAGUUGGAAAGAAAAGUCUUCAGAAGUUCAUGAAGAUGGUGAACAACCUUCUAAUGUAGCACCCUCCUCUGUUCAAGAGAAUGAAAGAAGGUCUUGGUGGAGGUUCUGGACGAAGAAGUCUAAAGUCGUUGAGGAUCAGCAGACCCCUGCUUUUGCUCCUGUUGAAAUUGUUGGAGUAGUUCGGGGGAGUGAGAAGCCUAGCAUAUUUGUUCCACCAAAUGAUCCAAAAUCCUCCCAGUGGUUCUAUGUUGAUGUUCCUGCAAUUGCUCGUACUUGUGGCCUCCCUGAGGAUACUGUUUACAUCGAAGACAUAAAUGAAAAUGUCAAUCCGAGUAACCCUUACCCAGUUCCAAAGGAUGUUGGUACCUUGAUUCGGAGUUCAGUCAUGCCUCAGGACCAUCUAAAUUAUACGUUGACAUGGUAUUCCUUGUCUGCAGCAGUUACAUUCAUGGCUUUCAAGAGAUUAAGACCCAAAAAGAGCCGGAGAUAG